Messenger RNA from Linum trigynum, 2819 nucleotides. The record is from the annotation of a GenBank genome assembly. Lineage: Eukaryota; Viridiplantae; Streptophyta; Magnoliopsida; Malpighiales; Linaceae.
CGACCAGAGAGUUUCCCGAAACUGGCUAGGAGAUGAGGAAAGUGGGAAAGGUCAACGCCUCCCACUCUUUUCCAUUGAUGACGUCAUUGUACACGUCAUAACACAACUCGGGCCCUUUUUUUUUCUCCUCUCGUUUCUUUCUUUGUCUCCCAAACAAAAAGGACGUUACUGGUCUUUGUAGCCAGCUUUUAUUUUCGUUAUUAUUUAAAUAGCUAGCGAGUGUAGUUACUCUAGUCGUGUCUCGUUCCACCAUAAGUAUCCAACCCGCCAGGAUUCCAUCUCACUCUCACUACUCUUACUCUCUCACACUCAUCGCCAAGUAAGCAGCAUUGCAGCAACAACAACAACAACAAAAACACCCUUAACUCCACCAUGUACGGAAACCAAACAGCCGCCGAUUUCCUGCUCUUCCCCUCCGCCGCCACGAUGGACACGGAUCAGGCCGCCGCUACCUCGCCGUUCCUCCCUCCCGCCGCCGCCUCGCACCACCUUCCGUCGGCAGCUCUCCUGCAACACUACCAACACGCUUUGUCGGCUAGAAUACUGAUGGACUCACCCGCCGGUCAACAUCAGAGCAGCAGCAGCUGCAGCAGCUCUCCUCCCCCGCCGCCGAACACCACCUCCUCGUCCGGCUUGCCAGGCAGUGGUCCCAUGCAGCGGAGCCUCAGCAGCCACUCACUGGCACACGAGCUGUACCUGGCCGCUGGCCGCGGCGGCGCCGAGCAGUGCUACGUGGAGGACAGUAGCGCGGCGGUGAGGAGGGUCUUCAGCGCCGGAGAUUUGCAUCAGGGGCAGUAUUAUCAGCAUCGAAGCAGCAGCAAUGGCGGGAGCCGGGGAGAGAGCCCGUUGUCGAGCGAGAGCAGCGUGAUCAUCGAGAGCAUGAGCCGUGCAUGCAAGUACACUCCCGAGGAGAAGCAGCAACGCAUAGAACGGUACCGUACCAAGAGGAACCACCGCAACUUCAACAAGAAGAUUAAGUAUGAGUGUAGGAAGACGCUGGCGGACAGUAGGCCGAGGAUAAGAGGAAGGUUUGCGAGGAACGACGAGAUAAUAACUGAUCAUAACGGUCUUGAUCACGUAAGUGGUGAUCAUCAUCAUCAGUAUCAGUAUCAGUAUCAGUAUCAAGAUCAGAUUCAGGAGCAGCAGUGGUCGAGCAGCAAUCAGAACUACGGGGAAGAGUGUUAUGAUGCGGAGGAAGAAGACGAUGAUAACUAUUGGGUUAAUUUCCUCAAUGCAGCAAAUUCCUUCCCUUGAUAUGUAAUCACUUUAGGGAUAUGAUUAACUAGUUCCUAGUUAGUCACUAAUUAAGUAAAGCUUCCUUUAAUUACAUUAUUAUUAUAUGUAUACGUACGUAUGGAGAAAGCUAUCAGCUGGAGAGGGAGCGAUGGAGUAGUACUCCACAUGGCUCCAUCAUGAGCAAGCAGAAGCUAUGUUAAAAAUAUAGCUAGCUGAUUGUGAUUGUGGUAGCUAGAGACUACCGUUUUCUGUUAGUUUAUUCUUGGUAUCACCGUGGCCGUAUAUAUAAAUAUAAAGCAUGUGGGGGGUUUCUCAGAUUGAUUGUUAAAGAUUAGUUUACUAAUGCAAUAUUACAAUUCUCUUUAUCUAUUAUAUGGUUUUGUUUUGUUUCACGGUGUUGUUUGAAGUGGUUAAGUAUCAUAUUCAUAUAUAGAUAUUUUUUAACAACUUGAGUUAUUCGAAUAAGAUGAGAGCUGGUUUGUUGUUGAAGUUAUGGUAUCGUUUGCUUGUGGGAUUUGGGUGAUGUAUUUGAUAUCAAAAUUCCAAGCAUUAUGUAUUUGCCAAAAAAAAACAUUGUUUGUUGAGGUAUACAAAUCCGUGGGACCAAAUCCGUGGACCCCACGUAUUUGCAAAUACCAUAUUUCAUUUGGUAUAUUUGGCCAUGAAAGAAAAAGAUUUGUGAACCAUGGUACAAAAAUCUUUAAAUCCAUGAUCAAAAUCAACUAAACAAACAAUGUUAUCUUUUACAACAAAUCCAUCAUAAAAUCCAAAGGGUUUCAAAAAUCAAAACCUUCAUUUUCAAAUAAAACAAGCAAACGAGCCAGUCAUGUUUAAGUCCUCACGACUUAAUAUUAACCAUUGUUUUUUGAGCACAUGGUAUGGUGGGCUGAUGCAAUAUUCAAGCCCAUAAGUUAGUUUCCGUUUGAACGGACGUGUAAGGAAAUGAUUAAGUACCAUAUAUGGAUGUCUCCCAACAACUCGAAUCAUUGUAAGCAUGUAACCAACGGAUUUAAGAAUAUUAUAUCAAUUCAUCAUAUGCAGCUAAACAAAUUAGAAACGAAGAUAAAACCUCGAUUAUAGGAAUGGAGGAUCAAAUUACACGUACUUGGUUGUCUGUAGUAUAGGAAUUGAAUGGUAUGAGGUAUUUUAUUCAAAAUUUCUGCCUCAAUUAGAUACAGGCUCAUAUGAUGUAUACGAUCGUUACGUAUAUUCCUCAUACGCGCGUAUCCAAUUCAGGCAGAAAUUUGGAAAAGAAAAACAAUAUCCUAUGUAAACAAGAAGCGCCUACCAGUUUCUUCUUUGUACGCCACUAAAUGACCGGUAAUAUUGACUAGUAAAAGUUAAGAUAGGUGUUUGCUACUGCAGCAGCUUGACACUCUAAGCGGAUGAAAUGCGGUCACCCUAUGAUGACUUGCACUGAGACACACUUUUCCAUUUUCUAAUUGUGGAAAUCAUUUUAUAUUUUCGCAUUAUUUUAUCAAGCACGUUUGUAAAGAUAAUUGCAAAUACUAUUUGAUUGAAUUUAACAAAUUAUAUUGCAAAAGAACCGUGUACAUCAUAGAAAAUAAAAUCGCAUUGAUGGA